CUAGCUUGUCAUGCAUAUAAGGCAUGGCUCACACUCCCUUUGUUCAAUGCGUUCUACACCAAUAUCUCAAUCAUCGCCCGUCUCCAAAAUUGCACAGAGCUCCUUCACUAUGCAAGGGGUCGCCUUUCUGUCGGUGCUAUUGUGCGCCACCUGCCACAUCGCCUCAUCCCUCACCGACGGAUUAUUACCAAAUGGGAACUUCGAGUAUGGCCCAAAACCCGCUGACAUGAACGGAACGGUGGUGAAGGGGCGGCAUGCCAUACCAGAGUGGGAAGUUUCAGGGUUCGUGGAGUACAUAAAAUCGGGCCAAAAGCAAGGGGACAUGUUGCUGGUGGUGCCAGAGGGAGCCUUUGCGGUGAGGCUUGGGAACGAGGCGUCGAUCAAGCAAAGCAUGAAAGUGAUCAAGGGAAUGUACUAUUCGCUCACGUUCAGCGCAGCCCGCACCUGCGCUCAAGAGGAGCGGCUAAACGUGUCGGUGGCGCCAGAUUGGGGCGUGCUGCCAAUGCAAACUCUGUAUAGCAGUAAUGGGUGGGACUCGUAUGCGUGGGCAUUCCAAGCCGAAAGCGAUGUUGCGGCCAUCGUGAUUCAUAAUCCGGGAGUGGAGGAGGAUCCUGCAUGUGGCCCUCUUAUUGAUUCGAUUGCAAUUAAAGCCUUAUACCCUCCUAGACUAACCAACAAAAACUUACUGAAGAAUCCGGAUUUCGAAGAAGGACCGUAUGUAUUCCCCAACACGUCCUGGGGAGUCCUCAUCCCACCCAACAUCGAGGAUGACCACUCUCCACUGCCAGGUUGGAUGGUGGAGUCUCUCAAAGCCGUCAAAUACAUAGACUCGGACCAUUUCUCGGUGCCACAAGGCAAACGAGCCGUAGAACUCGUCGCUGGAAAAGAAAGCGCCAUCGCACAAGUAGUCAGGACCAUCCCAGGAAAGACCUACGUUCUCUCUUUUGCUGUGGGCGACGCCAGCAACUCCUGUGAAGGGUCUAUGAUCGUCGAGGCAUUUGCCGGCAAGGACACAGUAAAAGUUCCUUACGAAUCCAAGGGCAAAGGUGGAUACAAGCGUGCUGUGCUCAAGUUUGUGGCUGCUUCUCCACGAACUCGUAUAAUGUUCCUCAGCACAUUUUACACCAUGAGAAGUGAUGACUUUUCUUCACUGUGCGGCCCUGUUCUUGAUGAUGUUAAGUUGUUGAGUGUUCGUAAUCCAAGGCGUAUGUGAGGCCAAUGUUAACACGUAUAUUUGGGAUCUUUGUGGUCAAUACUAUGAGUAAUUUUGUUUGUAAGGAAGCAUUAUGGGUUUUUUUAGAGUAUAAUUCGAAAAAAA
Juglans regia (Persian walnut) is the source of this 1318-nucleotide messenger RNA. RefSeq lists its product as uncharacterized. Lineage: Eukaryota; Viridiplantae; Streptophyta; Magnoliopsida; Fagales; Juglandaceae. Gene Ontology annotation, cellular component: plant-type cell wall. The transcript has 3 exons. Bases 11 to 1213 code for a protein of 400 amino acids. The record is from RefSeq and is a predicted model, not a curated record.